Giardia duodenalis is the source of this 759-nucleotide messenger RNA. RefSeq lists its product as uncharacterized. Lineage: Eukaryota; Fornicata; Diplomonadida; Hexamitidae. The coding region runs from base 1 to 759 and encodes 252 amino acids. The transcript has a single exon. The record is from RefSeq and is a predicted model, not a curated record.
AUGUUUUCGUACUAUCCUAGGCCUAGCUACUGGCAAGGUGAAUUCAACUGCAUGCCCUCUCGUGCUCGCUAUGUGCCCACUGCAAGGACAAGAUCCCCACCUCGCUCAGCAACAUCUCUACCGAGAUCCACGCGGGAUUUACAUGCUUCCAGAACUGCAACGUUUAAUCCAACAGUAUUCAAAACAUACAAUCCCGAGGCUCGAGCAAGCUUCACCAGCAAAGAGGUAGUGACACUCACAGGGCCUGCCCCAAGAUACAUUGAUGGCCAUGCGAUAUACUGCCUCGAAAGCGUGCAGGAUCCUCAUGUACGAGUCGUGAAGGGAACAAAAGUGCAAGCAUUUGAUGCCGGCAAAGUCGUACUGGAGUUUCAGCUCCCAUAUGGUGUUUCCGCUACAGAUAUUAAUGUUUUGUUCGCAGAGAAUAAGCUGAACAUCCAGGUACCGCACUGUUUAUCAGCAACUCAAGAGUGCCAUAUAGUAGAUGUUGUUGACGGUCUUCUGGGUGAUGAAUACGAUGAAUAUGGUCAUUAUGAAAGCCUACAGGCCGAGAUAAACAAAGAGGAGCAAUUAGAGAGGCAGAAACGACAAGAAGAGGAAGAAAGGCGGCGAUAUAGGAUGCUAAUGGAAAGGGAGCGAAGGAGAGCUGAGGAGCAAGCAUAUACACAGUACAGGCCCAGAAAGUCUGAUAUUUUUGAACCAAGCGGAUAUUUCUUUCCAUUUUCUAACCAGUCUAACUUUUCCCGGUUAUUCUUUAUGUAA